Molecule: messenger RNA, 1182 nt
Organism: Penicillium cosmopolitanum
Lineage: Eukaryota; Fungi; Ascomycota; Eurotiomycetes; Eurotiales; Aspergillaceae
Product: FAD-dependent oxidoreductase
Exons: 3
Coding region: 1-1182 (393 amino acids)
Molecular function (GO): FAD binding
Source: RefSeq, a predicted model, not a curated record
AUGCAUCCGCCACCCUCUAUCGCAAUAAUCGGUGCCGGACCGAGUGGUCUUCUCUUCGCCCGCCUCCUUGAGGUGAAUGGACUCAAGGACUACAUUGUUUACGAGCGUGAUGAAUCGUCCAUCCCGGGCCCGUGGCAGCAAGGCGGCUCCCUGGAUCUUCAUGGCCCGUCAGGUCAACAGGCACUCAAGGAAGCGGUAGGGCGCUUUGGUGAGGGCCGUGAUGCGCCAGAGAUCGAUCGCCUGCAGCUACGUCAACUUCUACUCAGCUCUAUACCCGCGCACAAGAUCCAGUGGGGUUACGGUGUGCGCUCUCUUGAAGGGAGGAAGACCAACGGUCUCGACGAUGUGGGUAAUGGCUGCGUUAUUCAUUUUUCUAAUGGCAGCUCGGUCACUGGGUUCAAGCUUAUUGUUGGAGCUGACGGGGGUUGGAGCAAAGUCCGUCCCUUGAUCUCAACAGCCCAGCCAGUGUAUUCCGGAAAAAUGUACAUAGAAGGCAAGAUCUCGCACAGCAACGCGAGCUACAAAGCAGCCCACGAGUUGGCCGGCCCGGGAAUGAUGAUGGCGAUGGGUCCAAACAAGAGCUUGGCAUUGCAGCAAGGGGCUGAUGGCACGUAUAGAAUGUACUUUGGUGUCGUCGUUCCUGAAGACUUUUACCAACACCGCAAUAGCAGUGCUACGGAAAAGUCCGAAGCUGUACGACAGUUGAUGCUAUCUUCGGAGAAAUUCUACGCAAAUUGGGCACCGCAACUCAAAGCUAUCGCUGCAAAUGCAGAAGGUCCCUUCCGUGCCUGGAGUUUGCACUACCUGAGACCAGAAGAAGUCGGUUGGAAACGCGACGCAGCUCCAGGUGUGACGCUGCUCGGAGAUGCAGCGCAUCUUUCAACACCUUUUGUGGGCGAAGGAGUGAAUUGCGCCAUGUACGAUGCUGUGCUACUGUCUAAACAUCUCCGUGAGCUCUUUGGCAAGCAUCCUGAUAUUGCAAGUGUCCAGGAAGCAAGCUUGGAAGAGGCCCUGUCUUCGUAUGAAGAGGAAAUGUUUGAGCGCGGUCGGGACUUGAUCCGGCGCAGCGCGGAGAGUGAAGCAGUGCUUUUCGGUGAUAAUGCAGUGGAGAACGUUCUCGGGUUCGUGGAUGGAGAACAUAACGAACUGCUUUAUGAUGUAAAGGCCUCUGGUGGCAAAUAA